Funneliformis geosporum is the source of this 624-nucleotide messenger RNA. Lineage: Eukaryota; Fungi; Glomeromycota; Glomeromycetes; Glomerales; Glomeraceae. The record is from the annotation of a GenBank genome assembly.
AUGUCAAAUAUUGGGCCUAAGCAAAAUAAAUUGUCUCCUCGUAAUGGAAAAAUUGCUGUCAACUCGUUAAUCAUUAAACCUAAACGUGCUGCCAUCCUAGUCAACUGGAUUCAAAAAAAAGGUUAUAAAGAAAGUAUUCCAAUAGAUAGUAAAUAUAAACUUUACAAUAUUUAUCGCGGAAGUAGAGAUGGUUAUGAUAUCAAUACUAUACGUAAUAAAUGUGAUGGACUUGGUGCAUGUAUUUUGGUUAUUAAAACUAAAGAAAAAUCUAUAAUUGGUGGUUAUAAUCCUCUCGGUUGGAAAAGUAUUUCAAUUCAACACAAAAUAGGGAAACCAAGUUAUUGGGCUGAGACCAGCGAAAGUUUUAUUUAUUCUUUUAGUGAAAACGAUUGGGAUAACCUUAAGAUAAGUCGAGUUGCAAACAAAAAUAAAGCAAUAUAUGAAUCGACAUAUCAACAUUUACCAUUGAAUUUUGGUAACAGUGAUUUGGUUAUCAACAUUAAUGAAGAUGAUCAUAAAUCAGGUACGUGCAAGCUAAACUAUUAUGAAAGUGAAAUUUUAGAUACAAAUAAUUUUACCAUUGAAGAAAUGGAGAUUUUCAGAUUAUGUAUUAAGGAUGAAUGA